Messenger RNA from Culicoides brevitarsis, 677 nucleotides. RefSeq names its product DNA-directed RNA polymerases I, II, and III subunit RPABC3 (gene Rpb8). Gene Ontology annotation, cellular component: RNA polymerase II, core complex; RNA polymerase I complex; RNA polymerase III complex. Lineage: Eukaryota; Metazoa; Arthropoda; Insecta; Diptera; Ceratopogonidae. Bases 188 to 634 code for a protein of 148 amino acids. The record is from RefSeq and is a predicted model, not a curated record. Gene Ontology annotation, biological process: DNA-templated transcription. The transcript has 2 exons.
UUAUUCAGAAGAAGACCGUAAAACAGCAAAGCGUGUGCAAAAUCACAACAAAUCGACAAAAUUUUGGAUUUUUCAUCAAAAUUUCGUGAAAAUCCAUAAAAAAAAUUUAAAUUUUUGACGAAAAUUCAAAAAACUAACCUCAAAAAAUCCAAAUUUAUUCCAAAAAUCACAAAUUUUAAGCUAAACGAUGGCUGGAGUGUUAUUCGAGGACAUUUUCAACGUCAAAGACAUGGAUCCCGAAGGAAAAAAAUUCGAUCGUUGCUCGCGUCUCCAUUGCGAAUCCGAAUCCUUCAAAAUGGACUUGAUUCUCGACAUCAAUUCAUGGGUCUAUCCCAUGGAACUGGGCGACAAAUUCCGUCUUGUACUCGCAACAACGCUCCAUGAAGACGGAACGCCCGCUUCGCAGGAAUACAAUGCGGCGGAAAUUGAAGGAUCGCGUGCCGACAACUUUGAGUACGUGAUGUUCGGGAAAGUUUAUCGACUCGAGGGCGACGACAGUGAAGCUUCGAGCAGAUUAUCGGCUUACGUUUCGUUCGGCGGACUGCUGAUGCGAUUACAGGGCGACGCAAAUAACUUGCACGGAUUCGAAGUUGACCAACAAAUGUACUUGUUAAUGAAGAAAUUGGCGUUUUAAAAUAAAAAAAAAAUUUAAUUUUUUAAGGCAAAAGCUGUUUAUU